Messenger RNA from Lytechinus variegatus (green sea urchin), 1321 nucleotides. Its product is annotated as 1-acyl-sn-glycerol-3-phosphate acyltransferase gamma-like. Lineage: Eukaryota; Metazoa; Echinodermata; Echinoidea; Temnopleuroida; Toxopneustidae. The record is from RefSeq and is a predicted model, not a curated record. Gene Ontology annotation, cellular component: endomembrane system. The transcript has 9 exons. Gene Ontology annotation, molecular function: 1-acylglycerol-3-phosphate O-acyltransferase activity. The coding region runs from base 87 to 1289 and encodes 400 amino acids.
GUUCUUCACAUCACGUUGGCAGCAGUGCCGUAGUUUCACGAGUCCGAUAGUGCCAGUGCUUUCCUCUGCCACCUGUACCUUCAAGAAUGGGCCUAGUAUCUUCCAUCAAGAGUUCUGGCCUGGUCCACAUCUGGUUCUUCUGCCUCUUUGUGAUAAGUGCCCUCAUUGUCACGACGUGCCAAUGCUUCACCCUGGUUUUAUGGCCGAUCAGCAAGAGGUUAUACAGGGAAGCCAAUGGCCUCAUUAUCGCUUUGAUGUGGCAUGAGCCGUUGUGGCUGAUUGACUACUGGUCUGGAUCAGAGGUCCAUCUCUACAUCAAAGAUGAGGAACUGGACCUGAUAGGAAAGGAGCACGUAGUCCUGAUCUUGAAUCACAGACAAGACGUGGACUGGCUCGUCACCUGGCAAAUAGCAGAAAGGUGUAAUGUACUUAGGGGGGCAAAGAGUCUGAUGAAGAAUGAGCUGAAGUAUGUGCCUUUCUUUGGUUGGUCUUUCUACCUCACUGAGCAGCUGUUCGUCAACAGAGAUUACGCUAAAGAUAAAACAUCCCUGGUGAACCAUUUUAAGAACAUCACAACAUUCCACUAUCCAUGUGUUACAUUGAUCUUCUGUGAGGGAACCCGUUUCACAGAGGAGAAGUACAAGAAAAGCCAGGCGUUUGCCAAAGAAAAGGGACUCCCAGGCCUUAAACACCAUCUCAUGCCAAGAACAAAGGGCUUCAAUCUAUGCAUGCAGACUUAUAAAGGAAAAGUUUCACAUAUUGUUGACGCAACGAUAGCUUAUAAAGAUGGUGCUAAAUCCUCGCUGUAUGAUCUUCUUUGUGGAAAGAAAUUUGAAUACCAUGUAUACGGCAGGGUUUUACCUCUUGACGAGGUACCUACCGAUUCAGAAGAAGCAACUGCUGAAUAUUGCCAUGAAUUAUAUAGGAAAAAGGACGAGACAUUCCAGUACUUCUUGGACCACAACACGUUUGAAGGGUACGAUCCCGAGAGGGGGCACAAGUUUUUACCCCCUUCCCCCACUCCUAAGUACGUGAUGAUAUUUUGGUUCACGGUGUUAGGAAUUCCUCUUAUUUACUACGCCUUUGUCACGCUUCUCUCCGGCUCAACUCUCCUAAUCCUUCUUGUGGCUGGUGCCGUCUAUGGAGUGUUUACCUACACCAAGUCUAUCAUCAACGUCACGGUAGCAUCCAAAGGCUCUGCUUACGGUAGCACCAAGGCCAGCGGGAGUCAAGGGGUUAAGAACGGCUCGGUGGACACCAGCAGUAAAGUGGAGAAGAAGGAGAAUUAAUGCUUCAACUCUCACAAGAACAACGCCCACAA